This is a messenger RNA of Camellia sinensis, 496 nucleotides long. Lineage: Eukaryota; Viridiplantae; Streptophyta; Magnoliopsida; Ericales; Theaceae. The record is from RefSeq and is a predicted model, not a curated record.
AUGGAGGAACAUGUCUCUUCAUUUGUUGCUAGUAAAUAUGACGUACGAAUUGCCCAGGGUCUUGUACAUUUGGGAAAAGGCUUGUUGACUCUUGCUCCAUAUCAUUCUGAGCGCUUUUUGCUAUCCCCAACGGCACUGGCUGGAAUAGUAACCUUACUGCAUGCAUGUCUUGGUAUGAAAACGAUCAUAUUGGGGAAAUAUCAUUAUGUUCUUUACUUCCUCGUUUUGGCAAUGCAGCCAAGAAUGCUACUGACAGUAGAUGAGAACUUGAAACCUCUGUCAGUACCUGUGCAGGUGGGCCAAGCUGUCGAUGUUGUUGGCCAGGCAGGUCGACCCAAGACCAUUACUGGUUUCCAGACCCACUCAACACCGGUUCUUCUAGCUGCUGGUGAUAGAGCGGAGCUUGCUACUGAGAAGUACUACAUUCUAUCCCUUGCUAGUGUAGAAUUUAUUCAAGACUGAAGCCUAGAGAAACAACCAGAUCUCAUGAGAACGU